Messenger RNA from Populus nigra (black poplar), 1728 nucleotides. Its product is annotated as putative disease resistance protein RGA3. The record is from RefSeq and is a predicted model, not a curated record. Lineage: Eukaryota; Viridiplantae; Streptophyta; Magnoliopsida; Malpighiales; Salicaceae. Gene Ontology annotation, molecular function: ADP binding. The transcript has a single exon. The coding region runs from base 264 to 929 and encodes 221 amino acids.
CUUUGCAUCCCUUUUUGAUUUCUCCACUUUUCUCAACCAAUCAAUUACUCCCUAUAUUGCACAUUCCCAAAUUUAUAAUCCUUUUAUUUCAGUUUUAUAUAUCCUCUCUCAGGCAUUCCAUAGUUUUGGAUAAUAUGGCUGAUGCUCUUGUUUCCAUAGUCUUGGAGCAGCUGAGCUUAAUAUUUGCUCAGGAAGUGAGGUUCGUUGUUGGUGUCAAGAACGAGGUUUGAAAGCUUACUAGUAAUUUUCAGGCCAUCCAAGUUAUGCUUGCCGAUGCAGAGGAAAGGCAGUUGAAGGAUGGCUCCAUCAAACGUUGGAUAGAUCAGCUUAAAGGUGUAUCUUAUGACAUGGACGAUGUUCUGGAUGAGUGGGGCACUACAAUUGCGAAAUCACAAAUGAAGGUAAAUGACCAUGCCUGCAAGACUGCUAGGAAGGUAUGCUCCAUGAUCUUCUCUUGCCUUUGUUGUAGAGAAGUUGGUUUGCGUCGUGAUAUUGCUCAUAAGAUAAAAGAACUGAAUGAAAGAAUAGAUGGCGUUGUGAUUGAGAAAGAUAGGUUCCACUUCAAAUCAUCUGAAGGGGGAAUUAAACAGCUUGAACAUCAAAAAACCACUUCUAUUGUAUAUGCAGCAGAAGUUAAAGGUCGAGAAAAUGAUAAAGAGAGGGUGAAAAAAAUGUUGUUGAGUGAGAGUAGUCAAGGACCAGCCCUUCGUGCAAUCUCUCUAGUAGGGAUGGGAGGGAUAGGAAAGACAACCCUUGCUCGACUAGUUUAUAAUGAUCAUGAGGUGGAGACCCAUUUUGAUAAGAGAAUAUGGGUUUGUGUAUCAGAUCCCUUUGAUGAGAUAAGGAUUACCAAGGCAAUCCUUGAAGGUCUCAUGGGGUUUGCCCAAAAUUUAAACGAAUUGCAGAAUUUAGUGCAACAUGUACAAUAAUCAAUUAGAAGAAAGAAAUUUUUACUUGUCCUAGAUGAUGUGUGGAAUGAAGAUUCCACAAAGUAGGAGCAACUGAGAAACUCCCUCAUGUGUGGUUGUUUGCCUGGAAGUAGUAUUUUGGUGACCACACGUAAUAGGAAUGUUGCAAACUGCAUGGGCUCCUCACCUACUGACAUUUUAGAACUAGAACCUCUCUCUACAGAUGAAUGCUAGUCACUAUUCAGUCAGCAAGCAUUUCUUGAAAAAAACAGUAGAGAGAGAGGAGAUUUAGAAAAUAUUGGUAGACAAAUCGCAGCUAAGUGUAAAGGCUUACCUCUUACUGCAAAGAGUCUAGGAAGUCUUUUGCGCUUUAAAAGUAGUAUAGAAGAGUGGAAAAGUGUCUUGAACAACCAUGUUUGGGAGACUGAAGAAGUUGAAAGCAAAAUCUUAGCACCUUUAUGGUUGAGCUACCAUGAUUUGCCCUCUGAUAUGAGACGGUGUUUCUCAUAUUGUGCAGUCUUUCCAAAAGACUUCAUAUUUUGGAGGGAUACUUUGAUCAAACUGUGGAUGGCACAAGGUUUCCUUCGGGAAACACAGAAUAUAGAGAUGGAAGUAAUGGGUCGUGAGUGCUUCAAAGCUUUAGCUGCACGCUCUUUCUUUCAAGAUUUUAAGAAAGAAAAGGGUGAUGGUAGCAUUUAUGCUUGUAAGAUGCAUGACAUGGUGCAUGAUUUUGCACAAAACUUGACAAAAAAUGAAAGUUUUAGUGUAGAGAUCGAUGGUGCGGCAGAGUCAAAGAUAGACUCUUUUUCUAGAGAUGCCC